CCCAUACUGAAAAUUGUUAAAAUUAGAAAGAAGUCUUUAAAAGUUGAGUAUAAUAGGAUGAUAAAUGAUUAUAUGCAACGCUGAAAAUUAGCAGUUUGUUUUUGUUUCGUUUCUGCCAUUUGGAUUUCUCACCCAAGUGUUUGAGUUGUUGCCUCAAAGAGAGACUUCCUUGCUAUGAGUUUUUUUGCACUGAUCGUUUCUGCAUUCCUGUGGAUGUUGAGGCUUAAUUUUAAUAUUAUUCUAAUAAUUCUUGAUUUUAUUUUCUGAUUUUUACUAUGGCUGGUUGUGAGAUUAUUUUAUACAAAUUUAUUGUUUUUACUUAAUUUGAAGCCGGCAAUUUGUAUUUUGAUUAUAACAUUGAUCAUAAAAAUUUCUGUGAUGAAUAAUGAUGCAUCCAAGGAAUUCAUUUUGAAAGGGGAUUAAAUAUUACAGUAAUAGUUGACUUUUAAUUCCAAAAGAUAUGAUUCCUGAUUCUGUUCACUCAAUAAUUUGGGCAGUAAGUUGACUAGCUUUUAAUUCAGUAUGGACUUUCAUGUGCUUAGCAGUUUUCCUGAUCUGAGUUGUAUAAUUGCAUUAAAAAAUGUAAAAAUUAAUGAGAUUCCUGCUAGGAUAGCUCCAUAUUAAUGGCCCUUCAAACAUACAUUAUUCUCAAUUACUCAGAAACAGAUCAGACAGAGAGAGUGUGAGAGAAAAACAUAGAAAGAGAGAUGGCUUGUGUUGCAUUGGCUUCUCUAAUGGCAACAAUCGACCUUGAGUUCCGAAAACCAAACCAGAGUGUCUCUUCAUGAUGAAAAGCCAUUGAAUUCUCUGUUUGAGAAGCUUUCUUCUUUGCAAGACUUUCUGCAGAAGGAAUACAACAACGGUGGUGCUCCAGUCCGUCAUUUGGAAAUCAAAAUCAGAGACUUUGCGCUCAAAGCUGAAGAUGACAUUGAGAUACAACUAAGAAGCUUUCUUCUAGCCCAAGACGGAGAGUGUCAAGCCAAAGCUCGUGGGAAACUCCAUCAAAGCUUGCGAAAAGAUGCAGAAGAUGCAGAAGAGCUGUCCAAGAUUAUCAGCAACAGCAGAAGCAGUGAACCCGAAGUGGCCAUGGCCAGUGAAACUCAUCCAUCCAUUCAUUGGUUGAAACCUGAGAAUGUUGUGUUGAGUGGACCAUAUUCGCCAUGCUCUCCAAAUCUUGAGGAUCAAUUUAACGAAGACGCCUUCAAUGAGGUAGAAAAGAUGUUAUUCCAUACCUCUGCGACAAAAAACAUAGUUUCAAUUGUAGGAUUGUCAGGCAUUGGCAAGACUACUUUGGCUAAAAGAGUCUAUGGCUCAGAUAUGGCAGAUACUUACGCUCGAGCUUGGGUUACUGUGCCUCAAGAGUACAAGGGAAACACUCUUUCUCAACUAAAAGAGAAAUUACACAAGCACUUCGGAGGUAGUUAUGAGAAGAAGUGUUUUCUUGUUUUGGAUGAUAUACCAAACGCCCGAGCUUUGGCUAAUAUCCUAACAUGUCUUCCUAAUGAUUCAUUCAAAAUUCGUAUAUUGCUGACCACUCAGUUCAAUACUGUUGGUAGCGAUGCUGCCCCAAUUGGUAAUGUGCAUAAAAUGUGCAUAUUAGAUCCAAAGAGAAGUUGGGAUCUAUUUUGCAAGAAACUCUCUCCCAAAGAGCUUACUAGAGCACCAAAAUUUGUAGAAAUCGCCCAACAUGUUGUGAAGGAAUGUGAAGGGUUGCCACGGUCAAUUGUUGCAGUUGCAGAGCGUUUGUCUAAAUGCAGUUACAUUUUAAAGGAAUGGAAGAAGAUUGAAAAGGAAGUUGAUACAUUGGGACCUCUAUACAAUGAUGCCGAGCACUUGAGUAAGCUUACUCUAUCUUACAAUCAAUUGCCACAGCAUUUGAAAGUUUGUUUUUUAUAUUUUGCAAUCUAUCCAAAAGGCUUUAAAAUCAAUGUGAAAAGGCUUAUUAAGAUAUGGAUUGCUGAGGGAUUUGUGAGGCAAAUGGAGUGUAAGGGAUCUGGGUGGCAGUUGGUGAAGGAUUUGGAAGAGGAAGGUUACUGCUAUUUAGAUCGUCUUGUUCAUAGUGGUCUAGUCGCAAUCAGCGAAUGGGAACAUAAGAUGACUAAUGUUUGCUGGAUACAUAGUUCCUUAUGGGACUUCUGUACAAGACAAACUAAAAAAGAGGGUCUCCUAUGUGCGGUGUAUACUCGAAAAGAUUUAGGAUUGCCAUUAGACAUGUUUGUAAAUUCAUGUCGUUGGUUAAGUUUAUACUCACAUAGAUUGGAUUAUUACACGCUCUUUACUACAAAUAACCCUCGCUCUCUUUUAUUCUUUCAAGGAGAUUAUGUAAAGUCGGUAUCUUUCAAGCUAUUAAGAAUUGUUGAUUUGAGUGCACUUCAAAUCUUCAAAACAGUGCCAUUGCAUUUAAGAGAUUUAGUUUUUCUGAGAUACCUAUGUGUACCACCGUGGUUUGAGGGUUUAGACGAUGUAGUGUCAAACAAUCAGAAUUUACAGACAAUUAUUGUUUGUGGUGGUGAACCACAACUUAGAACUGGCCAUUUCCAUUUGUCAUUCAGAAUUUGGGAGUUACCACAUUUAAGGCAUCUUGAACUUGGCAAUUACUAUGAGGUGGAUCCUCCAAACAGAUAUAUAGAGCAAUUGCAAACAUUAUCGUGGGUAAGUCCAACUCAUUUUACAGAAGAGGAGUAUUGGAAGUUCUCAAAUUUGAAAUAUCUAAAGGUUUUCUAUAAAGGUGCCUUUGAGCCAUGUAGCAGUCCUGGACCUUGCAGAAACCCCACCAUCAAUUUGGAUUAUAUUUGGUGUUUGUCGAAGCUCGAGACACUUAAGGUUAUAGUCCCAGCAAAUAGUAUGACCAAUCUAGAGCGGUCAGUGUUUCCUACACGGUUGAAGAAGUUGAGGUUGAGCUGGACUAAUCUCCCGAUGAAGCUUCCAUGGGUAUUGAGAGCUUUAAAGGUGCUCAAACUAGAAAACGCCUUCUCCGGCCAAGUGUGGGGAUCAUUUGGACGUUUUUCUGACUUAGAAGUGUUGCUCAUUGAGGCCACAAAUCUUCAGAAAUGGGAGGUCGGGAGUUCCGAUUUCCCAGAACUAAAGCAUCUAAUCCUAAGACGUUGUUAUUGUUUGGAAGAUAUCCCAUUUCAAGUUCAUCUUAUUGGCACCCUAGAGACAAUUAAGGUGGAGCAGUGUCCCCCUUGUGUUGUCGCUUCUGCCAUGAAGAUUCAGGAGGAGCGGAAGUGGUUAUGGAAAAAGACAAACAACCCUGUGGAGGAGCACAAUAUCAGUCGUGCUCGCCUAAUUCGAUACAUUGCGGCCCAUACGCCACUUACUGUUGUUGUCGACGACGUGAUUCAUGAUUUUAGCUAGCUAUAUCCUAGGUUAGCUCUUCUCUUUCGGUGGAUCCUCCUCCUCUUAGCGAGGUUAGAGAGUCGUUGCAGACAUUAUAUUGGUUGAGGCUACACCAUUGUACAGAGGAAGUGUUUUCAACGAUUCCAAAUGUCAAAAAGUUGGGGAUUAUUUGUGGAGGUGGUAAGGGAAGUAGUAGUCCAACUGAGGAUAACCUUCGUAAUCUUGGUUAUUUGGGUGAGCUCAAGACAUUAAUGAUUGCAUUUCGGAAAGGCUCACCAACAGGCUUUCAGAAUUUCAAGUCUUUGCUGUUGCACCUCAACAUUAAGAAAUUGAAACUGAAGAGAACUUGUUUGCCGUGGAGUGAAAUAAGCGUAGUUGGCAUGUUGCCCAACCUUGAAGUACUAAAAUUGAAAGAAGCUUCCAGUGGUUCAGAUUGGAACUCCAGCCUGCAUAAAGGCUUCUUUAAGCUAGAAUUCUUGUAUGUUGAAGCUAAACACCUUGUCCGUUGGGAGAUCAAUGAGUUCAAUGAGUUUAUUUGUCUUAAGCACCUAGUCCUUAAAAGAUGUACACAAUUGGAAGCUAUUCCAGCUGGCUUUGAAGUUGUAAGCACACUGGAGUCAAUUGAGUUACUAAAUUGCUCCCUCCAUCUUAAGGAACAUGUCCAACAUGUUAGUGAUAUUCGGAUGGCUUAUUUUGGAUUCAGUCCCAUUGUUAUUUGCCAUGUGAACCAAAAACAAGAAGUUGAAGAGGCUAAUGAUUAAUUUGUCCAAAUAAACGAAUUGAAUGGUACAUGUGUAUUGCAAUUAAAUUGCCUAUUUUCAGUACUUGCCUUGUGAGUAGCAGCUAGUGUAUGUGUUACACUUACAUGGCCUAAUUUUAGCACUGACAUCAUGAUCAACAUAUCUAUCGUCA
Molecule: messenger RNA, 4251 nt
Organism: Ipomoea triloba (trilobed morning glory)
Lineage: Eukaryota; Viridiplantae; Streptophyta; Magnoliopsida; Solanales; Convolvulaceae
Product: putative late blight resistance protein homolog R1C-3
Exons: 3
Coding region: 1087-3357 (756 amino acids)
Biological process (GO): defense response to other organism
Molecular function (GO): ADP binding
Source: RefSeq, a predicted model, not a curated record